AAAAUAUUUUGCGACUUUGAUUUAUUUAUUUUACACUUAUAACCAACCUUCCAUUAAUUCCAAAGACCAUUACGUUUUAUGAUACGAUCAAAAUAUGCAACACGAGAUACGGAUACGCUUAAUACUUGCAAGAAUCCCACACGACGAUGAGGUUGAAUGAGAAUACUGCGGUAUCGACCAGCAGAGUCCUGCUCGUGCCAUACGAUGCGCACCACGUGGAGAAAUACCACCAGUGGAUGGAAGAUCCCUCCAUCCGCGAAGCCACCGCCUCCGAACGCCUCUCGCUGGAAGAAGAGUACGAGAACCAGGCGUCGUGGCGCGAGGCCUCGGAUAAGCUUACGUUUAUCGUGUGCGCACCGCUGUUACGAGGUGCUGCUGGUGGUGGUAAUGGCUCUUCGGAUGCGCGAGAGAAGAAGGGAUCUGUGGUAGCGGGGGUAGUAGACGCGGCGGAUAGGAUGGUCGGGGAUGUUAAUCUGUUCUUGAGUCCCUGGGAUGAUGACGAUGAUGAUUAUGACGAGAAGGGGGAGGGGGAGCAGGGUGGUGAUGACAAGGAACGGAAGGGAGAAGAUGCAAAGACGUAUUACACCGCGGAAAUCGACAUCAUGAUUGCGGACCCGCGGUGCCGGGGUAAAGGACUAGGUCGUGCAGCCGUCGCUACGUUCCUGUCCUUCGUGCGGAGGCAUCUGGACAGUAUUCUAGCCGAGUACACCGCAGGCUCGCUCAACGGCGCCGAGCGUAACGGGAAACCCGUGCUUAGAGACGUGGUGGCCAAGAUCAACGCGGAGAACACGGCCAGCAUCGUGCUGUUCAAGGCGUUGGGGUUCGAGCAGCGGGGCGAGAGGAAUUACUUUGGCGAGAUACGCAUGGUGUUCGAGGGGUUUGGGGGGGCGGACGGGUGGGAAGGGAGGAGGGAUUCGGGGGUUAUGGGCGAGGGGUAUGAGGAGUUGGUUUAUGAUAGGUUGAGGUUGAAGAUGGGGGUGGAAUAG
Daldinia caldariorum is the source of this 986-nucleotide messenger RNA. Its product is annotated as GNAT domain-containing protein. NCBI's taxonomy places the organism in Eukaryota, Fungi, Ascomycota, Sordariomycetes, Xylariales, Hypoxylaceae. Gene Ontology annotation, biological process: protein acetylation. Gene Ontology annotation, molecular function: N-acetyltransferase activity. The record is from RefSeq and is a predicted model, not a curated record. The coding region runs from base 147 to 986 and encodes 279 amino acids. The transcript is spliced from 3 exons.